ACAUUGAAAUUCCCAUAUUACCCUCCACUAGCCACGUUUCAAAACCCCGGAACGGCGUUUCGGUAGGGUUGUACCUUAUUCUACCAACGUUGUACCUGUACUGUGUAUGCGCGUCAACAAGAUGGAUUAAAUUUUCUCCAAUUCUUUUUUGGUAGGAGACUCUUCUCCUCUCUCUCUCUCCUUCUCUCUCUCUCUCUCUCUCUCUCUCUCUCUCUCUCUCUCACUAUUCUAUUUAUCCCUUUAACAACCGUUUGCUGACACCGCCAAGCAAAUUCCUCUCUCUCUCUUUCUCUCCCUCUCUCUCUCACAAAAAACACAUACGCCGCAGUGAGAAAUAUAUUUAAAUACAGGCGUUGUAUGCAUUUAUAUAUGAAUGUUUGUUUUAAUUAAUUGAAUUAAACAAUUCCUCCGUUUGAUGUUCAACGCGUUAAUUGAUUAUCUCCAGGGAAAAUAGUGCGUCUAUGGGUGCAUGAUUGUUGCUACUGAGGUCUUCAUAUCUACUGAGUCUUAGUGAACUGGAUAAUAUGUCUCCUGAGACAUCUUUUGGCCAAAAUGAUGGUGAAAUCCAGGAAGAGUCAUCUGUAGUUGAUCUGGAUUUUGGCAUUGUAAAUUUAUUUGUUUCUCCAGUACCAUAUGAAUCUUCUGGUGUGAGAGGUGUUGAAUCAUCAGCAACAAUGGCCACAUCAGAUGUUCCAGCUGCUGAUGUUCUUGUUUCAGCUUUCGACUCCAUCAGCUUUGCGGAGCCUCUUGACCAGAGAAAUGAUAUCUCAAUAAACACCAGUGGAACUGAUGCUGUUGAUUCUGUUUGUCAAGCUGAUCUGCUUGGACAAAGAACUGAUGCGGGAAACAAUUCUAGUAGAAUUGAUUCUUCUGACUUUGCCAGGAGUGCUGAACCGUCUACUCAUGGUGAAUCUGAGUCUGUGGGUGAAUUAGACAAAAGCCAAAAACUAAACCAACCUCUAAUUGUAUACACAUCUUCUCGAAGGAAGAGUACUCGCAAUACUAAUUCGAAAUUAAAUCAUAACAAUGAGCCCCGAAAAUCUUCCAGAAGUUGUAGAAGAAUUGCCAAAACACAUCCUGUAUUAGAUUUAAAUCCCUUGAAAAUUUUGAGAAGAAGGAGGAGUUUAUUCUCCAAGCAGGCUCGAUCUUCUGGCUGGGGUAUCCUGGAUAAUAUCUUGCCAGCUUUUGAAGAACACAGUGGGCUUAAUCCAAAUUUAGGUAAUGAAAAAAAAUUGAAAAGAGUAAAAUGUGGUCAAGGAAAGUGGAAUGCUAUCGGAGACACAGGUCAAACUUCAGUCCAGAAAAGCUCAACUCCAAGUGGUCGCAUCUCUUUGAAGAUUAGAAUUGGCAAUCAAAGCUGUGAAACGUUCAGUGACAUGGGUAAUGUUACUGAAACCAUUGGACCAAAGAAAAUUAUUCCUGGUUUAUCUGAAAAUAUGGGAAUGAAGUUCGGGGAAGAAUUGCCUGGAGAUAUUAUUAUCCAUGAAAAGAGUGAUCACAUGAGAGCUUCUACUGAAAAUAGAUGUUCAGAUCCGGGAACUUCUCCUGAUUCAGAGGUUAUAAACUCUGUUCCUGAUACUCUACUUCUUGAAAAAGGUUUCUCAGAUAUGCAAAGUUGUCCAAGAAUUCCAAUGGAAAGACAAAGCCACGAAUGCUUGGCAAACUCUGUUCCUGAUGUUUCGUUUGGUGAUGUUUCAAGUUUGAGAUUUCCCCAAGUGAAAUCUAAGGAAGGAAAGGAGAAAGAUAAGCACAUUCAGUUUGGUGAUUGUAGUGUGGAAAACAAGCUAACCAGUACAGAAACCACAAAUAUUUCCCAUGCACCUGCUGGACUUGGACCGGGGCAGAAAGUGAAUGAUUUAUCUAAUUGCACUGAAAUGAAUCCAUCUUCUGGGCUUGUUGCUGCAAUUGAGCCCUCAAACUCACAGGUGGGUGACACAUUCGUUCCUUGUCGCAAUGGGCACAAAUUCCCUAAAUAUUCUGGGGCAAAGGGAGGGCGUAAAAGCAGGUCUGGAAUCUUGGAUUUGCCCCGCAAGAAAGAUAAAGCCUCCAAAAAGAAGGGUGAUAGAAGUAAUUCAGUAGGCAAGCAUCAACGUUAUGAGAAGGGUGAUGGUAAUUGCGUCAUUGGUGGAGUGGAGAGCCAUCUGGCAACAGGGAAUCAAACAUCAUCUGAUCUUGGAGAAAAUGAAGACCCAUGCAAGGGUUCCAGUGGACCCCUAACCAGUUUGCAAUUACCAUCUGAUGAACUAAGGGAUCAAUAUGUUCCACCUAGGAAUGCGUGGGUGCUUUGUGACGAUUGUCAAAAAUGGCGGAGGAUACCAGCUACACUUGCAGAUCAAAUUGAAGAAACAAACUGUGGAUGGACUUGCAAAAAUAACACUGAUAAUGACUUUGCUGACUGCUCAAUUCCUCAAGAAAAGUCAAAUUCAGAAAUCAAUGAAGAGCUAGAAAUAUCUGAUGCUUCUGGUGAGGAAAAUGGUGGUGAUGCCAUGCUGAAGUCUAAUUUAAACAGAUCGAAAGCUGCCGAAAAUCCAUCUUGGUCUCUUAUUAAGUCAAACUUGUUUCUGCAUCGAAGCCGUAAAACUCAGACUAUCGAUGAGGUGAUGGUUUGUCAUUGCAAACCUCCAUCAGAUGGCAGAAUGGGUUGUGGAUCGGAAUGUUUGAACCGAAUGCUCAAUAUUGAGUGUGUUCGAGGAACCUGUCCGUGUGGUGAAUUUUGUUCAAAUCAACAGUUCCAGAAACGCAAGUAUGCUAAACUGAAGUGGUUCAGGUGUGGAAAGAAGGGUUUUGGUCUUCAAUCUCUUGAAAAUGUAUCUGAAGGACAGUUCCUUAUCGAAUAUGUUGGAGAGGUACUUGAUAUCCAUGCUUAUGAAGCAAGGCAGAGAGAGUAUGCAUUGCACGGACACAAACAUUUUUACUUCAUGACGCUGAAUGGGAGUGAGGUAAUUGAUGCAUGUGCCAAAGGAAAUUUGGGACGUUAUAUAAACCAUAGUUGUGAUCCCAACUGCCGAACAGAAAAGUGGAUGGUGAAUGGAGAAGUCUGCGUUGGACUCUUUGCUGUUAGAAACAUUAAAAAGGGUGAAGAGGUUACAUUUGACUAUAAUUACGUACGCGUUUUUGGCGCUGCUGCAAAAAGAUGUGUAUGUGGUUCACCUAAUUGCCGGGGCUAUAUAGGCGGUGAUCUAACGAAUUCUGAAGUAAUUGUUCAGGGUGACUCAGAUGAUGAACAUGCAGAACCUGUUAUGACAUGUGAAGAUAAAGAGAUGAAUGACGAUUGGAAUGACAUAAUAGCAAAUUCCUUGCAUGUAAGAGAAAAUGGAAGUGCAAGCAUGGGUUCAGACCCUUCAAUUAAAAAAGUGAGUGUUGGUUCUGCUUCUACGGAUCAACGCUGUAAGACUUCAAUCGCGACAGAGGCUGUGGGGAUGAUGGUUCAAACUAAAACUUCUGUUAACGAAUUUGUCUCUACUGCGGCUGUUGGGCUGUUGGAUACCAGCAAAGACACUGAAGAGUCCUUGAAUACUUCCGAGUCAGUUGGUUUUGAGGUUGAAUCUGAGGGCCUUCUGUCCCAAAAGCAUUCACCUGUUCAACUCCUUGAUGUUUCCUUUCAAUCAGAGGGUAAAGUUAUGAAAAAAGCAACGUCUUCAACUCUGCGUUCUGCUUAUGAAUCGGAAGUGACUACUACCACGUUACCUGGCAAGACACAGCCAGAUACAAUCGAAUCUAAGAGAAAGUUGAAAUAUGGUACUCUUGGCGGGAAGGAGGAAUUAGCAAAGUCUGCUUCUGUUGCUAAGACUCGCCGUUCAUCAUCAUCAAUUAAAAAAGGAAAACUUAAACCUAAUAUUGUGAAUGAAAAAGGAACUUCUGAUGUGGAGAGGCCAAAUGCAGCAGCCCACAAAUCUAAAAAGUUACCAGAGCUUUCCUUAAACAGUCAUGUUGAAACAGUUGAGGAGAAACUGAACGAGUUGCUUGAUACUGGUAGGGGAAUUAGCAAGCGAAAAGAUGCAUCAAGAGGUUACUUGAAGCUUCUAUUUCUAACUGCUGCAUCUGGGACUAGUGGCAACCGGGAAGCUAUACAGAGCAAUCGAGAUCUUUCAAUGAUCUUGGAUGCACUCUUGAAGACAAAAUCUCGGACUGUUUUGGUUGAUGUAAUCAACAAGAAUGGUCUGCAGAUGUUACACAACAUAAUGAAGCGGUACAGAAAGGAGUUCAUUAAAACUCCAAUUCUGCGCAAGCUUCUUAAGGUUCUCGAGUAUCUUGCAAUUAGAGAGAUUCUUACUUUGGAGCACAUAACUGGAGGUUCACGUCCAGGAGUGGAGAGCUUUAAAGAUUCAAUACUGACGCUGACUGAACAUGCUGACAAGCAGGUGCAUCAAAUUGCACGGAACUUCCGGGACCGUUGGAUUCCGAGAUCCCACAGAAAAAACUGCUUCAUGGAAAUGGAUGACCGUAAGAUGGAAUUUCAUCAGCGUGGCUAUGGUAGGUUAUCGAACGAUCAUUGGAAUGAUCAAAGUGGGAAACCUGCAGAAGUGGCAGAAUGUCGUGACACAGAAAUAGUAACUGCAUCGCUUAGUGUUGAGACUUCUACACAGAACCACUCUGCUUCUGGUUGUAGUGCUGGAGCCAAUGGAACAAGAACACGCAAGCGCAAGAGUCGAUGGGAUACCCCACCGGACGAAAACCUGCAUUCCAGAAUUAGAACAAACAUGUCAGGUGACGGAAAGACAGACAGUGAUGACGAUGCCCCUCCUGGAUUUUCAUCUCCCUGUAUUGACUCUGUGGUUCCAGCUGAUACUUCUUCAACUGCUUUUAACCGCCAAGGGAGAGAUACAUGCAUAAAGCUUCCAUUUGAUACAGUGUUGGGAGAUUUACAGCAGAGAUAUAUUUCAAGUAUUCCUCUCUCCUAUGGAAUUCCGUUUUCUCUCAUGCAGCAGUGUGGGAAUGCAGCUCCAGGCUUGCCGUUCCAUCCUUUUCCUCCAUUGCCUCCACAUGCCCAUAACAAGGGAGACCACCGACCAACAUCGGUGGCCGAAUGUGCGUCAUUCAGUGAAGUUGCAGAAAAAUCAGAACAAGAUAAUAAUAAUAAUGCUGCUUGUGUUACUCAUCACUCUGGUGAAAAACGUCCAUUGUCAUGGAGCAUGGAUCCACCAGAAAUGAAUAAUUCAGCGGAAAACGAUCGGCCAGAUUUUCAGCGGGAAGGAGGCGGCGGCGGUUCUUAUAGCUUGGGAAGGAAAUUCUUUAGGCAGCAGAAGUGGAAUCAUUCAAAACAGGUACCACCUUGGGUUCGAAUGAGAAAUGGUUGGGGGGGCCAUGCAGGGAACACAAGAAAUGAUACGGCAGGUGUGGCUUUUGGAAAUGGAACAAAUCAAUUUAGGAGUUGUGAUGAUUCUAACUGGAGAGGAGAUUUCUAGACAUUGCAGUUCAUCAGCAUUUGUUAUUAAAAAAAGAAAAAGAAAAAUCAGCAUCGUUUUUAUAGGAGAUUUUUCAAGGAGCUUUCAAAAUCGUUCAAUGCUCCUUUUUGAUGUACCCUUAAAUUCAUUAUCGCACAGUUAUACUAAUAGUUUAAAUAUUCUUUUAUAUCUUCGUCUCUAGGCUAGAAUGCGCCCCCUGUUCUGCAAAUAAUAUGCCCCGCGUUCACUUAA
This is a messenger RNA of Erythranthe guttata (spotted monkey flower), 5636 nucleotides long. RefSeq names its product histone-lysine N-methyltransferase (gene EFS). Lineage: Eukaryota; Viridiplantae; Streptophyta; Magnoliopsida; Lamiales; Phrymaceae. Gene Ontology annotation, cellular component: nucleus. The record is from RefSeq and is a predicted model, not a curated record. Gene Ontology annotation, molecular function: zinc ion binding; protein binding; histone H3K36 methyltransferase activity.